This is a messenger RNA of Thalassophryne amazonica, 635 nucleotides long. RefSeq lists its product as uncharacterized. Lineage: Eukaryota; Metazoa; Chordata; Actinopteri; Batrachoidiformes; Batrachoididae. The transcript has 3 exons. The coding region runs from base 71 to 247 and encodes 58 amino acids. Gene Ontology annotation, cellular component: mitochondrion. Gene Ontology annotation, biological process: mitochondrial respiratory chain complex III assembly. The record is from RefSeq and is a predicted model, not a curated record.
UCUUGAACAGUAGGUGGCGGUAUGGACGUAAUGUCAGCUUGCAAUGUGACAAUUAACUAAAAGAAGAAGUAUGUUCUUGAUGUUUCAUGUCGACGACAUAAGGCUGAGUGAAAUCCUGUCUGUGAAAAUGCCAGCUGGUGUGUCUUGGCCGAGGUACCUGAGUAUGUUUGGGGCCAGUAUACUGGCAAUGCUUGCAGGAGCACAGGCAGUUCACCAUUACUACCGACCUGAUCUGGUGAGAGUAUAGCAGAGAUCCCACCAAAGUCCAGGGAGCUUCAGACGGAACUGCAGGGCUACAAAUUCGCAGAAGAAGCUGGCACGGCUUUACAGAGUAUUAAAGAAGGAAAUAAAUCACUCUGAUAUGGAAUUAUCCAAUAAAUGUCUGAUGGACACUUGGUGUGAGUUUGUAGAUUUUUACAAACUGACAUUUUCGAUUUUAGGUAUUUGACUCGGGUAUGACACACAGGUUGGAAUAUCUGAGUAUGGAUUUGACAUUUCUCUCCUGAGAAAUAAGACUUUCCUCUGGUUUUUACUGCUAAUAUCAGUGAUGAAUGUACAAUACAAAAAUGCAAUUCCAAUAAGGCAAGGAAUAGUAAUGUUGUUUUCCCACUGCUUAAUAAAAUACAAAAAUGUUA